This is a messenger RNA of Camelina sativa (false flax), 623 nucleotides long. NCBI's taxonomy places the organism in Eukaryota, Viridiplantae, Streptophyta, Magnoliopsida, Brassicales, Brassicaceae. The record is from RefSeq and is a predicted model, not a curated record.
GACUCUCGAACGGCCGAUAGAUUCUUCGAAACCUUCAAAAAGAAAGAAGGAAAUUUCACCGACAAGAUAGAGGCAGUUUCUGUUCUUCGUGACGAUACCACUUCCAACUCCUCUAUUCAGAUCUGUAAUUUUCUCGUAGAUGGUAAGAUGGAGCAUAUAAAAGAGAAGAUAGAGGUAGAGAACAAGUCAGUUUCUUUCUUAGCUCUUGAAGGAGACGUGUUGAAGCAAUACAAGAGCUAUAGGAUAAGACUUGACGUUGUUCCUAAAGAUGAUCGAGUUUGUAUUGCCAAGUGGACCUGGGAGUACGAGAAGCUAAACGAAGACGUUCGUCCUCCUACCAGAUACACUGCGUUCGUUGCAGAAUACACGCGCGACCUCGAGACAAGGUUGUUGUCUGAAUCGUGAACAGAUCAUCAAUGUCUCCGAGUUAAUUGGCUUGUUAAGUAAACUAAAUCUUGUUAAGCAAAAAUAAAAUAAAAUACACAACAAGAGUCCAUAUAGUUCCCCUGUUUGGUCCAUCUUGGGACUUGCUCACAGUUCUUCAAAAUGUACUACUCCCUCCGUUCUAGUUUAACUGUAGUUUAAGGUUUUUGCACACAGAUUAAGGAAACUAUUAAAUUUUA